Messenger RNA from Scylla paramamosain (green mud crab), 5156 nucleotides. RefSeq lists its product as uncharacterized. Gene Ontology annotation, molecular function: GTPase activator activity. Lineage: Eukaryota; Metazoa; Arthropoda; Malacostraca; Decapoda; Portunidae. Gene Ontology annotation, biological process: signal transduction; regulation of Rho protein signal transduction. The record is from RefSeq and is a predicted model, not a curated record.
CUGCAAUUUGAGUGUUAGGGAAAGUACGUGUUUGUCCACCGCCACAGUUACCUCCCUCACCACUACAGGAGCCUUGCAUUACCACCAGUAACCCCAUCAAGGACUUUCUGUGCGUGGAAUUGAUAAGUUUGGAGAUAAAAUACGAAAACUCCUCAUUGUGCCGACUGUUCCCGGGACUUGCAAGACUGGUUCCUCGGAGAUCAGGCCGUGAAUGAGGCACCUGUAUCCUCCGCAUUCCAUUAGGCCUAAGGAUUCCCUAGGCCUAUCUUUCCCGAAGAGUGUGUGGUCUGCGGUAAUUACAAUGACGACCGUGAAAACUAAUUACGCACCAACAUGGAAAUAUUAUCAGUAGUGAACGGGGAAGACCGGGAUCAUGGAGCAUUUUAUGAAAGGCCGCAUCUCUUUCUUCAAUAAAAGAUGGAGCCUUGCGUCACUGGACAUUCCCCAAAUCAAGGUGGAGCGGCUGUCGGAGUACGAGCAGUACUUCGCCUCGCUGCUCGUCGACACCCACCCCGACCACCCCGACCGCCAACACCUCGCCACCCACCAUGAUAGACUCACCCAGCUGGUGAGGCGAGGAGAGGAGGAAGAAAGUGAGGUAGAGAGAAUACAGGAGCUUUUCCCUCAUGACGACCUGCGCCUCCACGAACGAGACCCAAUCACCCAGAAGAUGAAAGGGCUCAUGAGGAAGAGGUCCACCACCGCAGCGCGUUUGCAGCGGGCCUUCAGUGCUAAGGGUUUGCGGGGCCCCAACGCAGAGAACCAGCACAAUAACAACAAAGAUGCCGCCAACAACAACAACAGCAACAAUGGGAGUCCUGGCGGAGGGCUGCCCCCCAACAGAACGCGGGAGGGGCGCCCUAAGAGACAGUUCAUCAUGGAGACGCCGGCCACCUUCACCACGGGCGUGCAGUCACAGGAGCGACACCUGUUCCUCUUCAGCGACCUUCUGCUGGUGGCCAAGGCGAGAAGUGGAGGCAACUUCAAGCUAAAAGAGAAAGUGCGGGUGUCCGAAAUGUGGCUGUCCUCGUGUCUCGACGACGUGGCGGAGGUGCCCAAGAGUCAGGAGACCAGCUUCGUCAUGGGCUGGCCCACCACCAACGUCAUCGCCUCCUUCAGCUGCGUGGCAACUAAAGACUUGUGGUAUAACAAGUUGUGCCAGGUGAUAACUGAAGAGCGAGACAAGGAGCCUCCCUCCACCACCAUUCAAGUCACCUACUACGACCCCAUCAACAGCAUCGAUUUCAGCAAGACCGUGAGCAUCAGCUCCACCACGACGGCGCAGGAAUGUGUGUCGCUCACCCUGGACCACCUGGAGAUGGGCGGCGCCGACUCAUCACAGUUCCAGCUUUGGGUCAAGACUGGAAUGGAUGACUCGCCUUACCCGCUAAUUGGCCACGAGUUUCCUUAUGCCAUCAAGAUGAACUGCGUGCGAGACUUACUGCAGGACUGUGACGCAGAGCAGUGCAACAACCUGUACAACGCUGAGCUGGUCACACGAUGUCAGUUCAUCCUGCGUCAAGCACGGAAGCUCUCCUUUGGGUCUCCUGAGGGCAUGAAGAAGGUGUCCAAGAAGGCUCGUAAGUCGCCUAUCAGGAUUCACCGGGUAUUCAAAAGAGCCAACAGCAAGGGUGAAUCUCUAGACGGUAGCGUCAACUCCUGCGCGGGAGCUCUGUAUGGCCAGUCCCUGGUGAAGCUGGUCGAGGCUGACAACAUGCUGCCCAAACCCGUCAUGGACAUGCUGUCUCAACUGUUUCUGAAGGGGCCCUUCACUGUUGGGAUCUUCCGCAAGUCUGCCAAUGCUCGACUGGUACGAGAGCUGAGAGAAAAACUGGAUUCAGCAGAUGCAGACAGUAAUCUUGACUUGGAGAGCAUUCACAUCACAGCUGUUGCAGCACUCCUCAAGGACUUCCUGCGCUCCAUGCCUGAUUGCUUGCUGGUUGCUGACCUGUAUGACGAGUGGCUUGAAUUAUCUCUUAUCAGUGGAUUGAGAGAACGCAUAUCACGUACUUUGUUGCUGUGUUCUCGGCUGCCACGCGCUCACCUCCUCCUCCUCCAGCAUUUCCUCUGUGUGCUGCAUCACAUCACACGACGAGCUUCUGAAAACAUGAUGUCUGCCUCCAACCUGGCAGUUUGUGUUGGACCAUCCAUCUUGUGGCCUUCAUCUCCAGUUCUUGCUCUUAGUCCAGAGGCCUCCAAACAAGUGCCAGCUGUUGUGGAAUUUCUCAUUGAGCGAUGUGGAGAUAUAUUUGGUGAAGAUGUCCUUCAUCUCCUAGGUGAACCUCCAGAGAGGGACCCCAUGAGGCAGGACAGUGGUGCAGAAGAGUCUGAUAGUCUCCAUAGCCUUCACAGUGGUCACAGCCUUCACAGCUCAGGUGGCAUGAGAAGAGAUGACAGCAGCAUCGACUCACUGGAGCGUGAACUCCUCCAGGAAGGUGAACUCUCUCCUCUGCCUCGGAAAGACAAAAUGUCUCUAACUAAUCUGAGCCGUGACUCAGGACUGACCAUGAGUGAUUCACAGCUGUACACUCCUGAUGAAGAAGAGAGUGAAUCUACUAGCUCCGGACAUUCUGGAGCUGAUAAAAGUGUCAGUAACUACAGUAGUGGUGGCCACUCCGAACGCUCUGGUGAACGAUUCCAACACUACACAGCCCCUAACAAUCCUAAUGCAAUAUAUGCUUCUGUAUAUCGCAGACCUGACAAGGUGCCAGUUGGAUAUGAUGAUCCAGAAAAUUAUUAUGCUGCCCCAAGUAGGGAACAUGCUCGGAUACAGAUCACAUACUCCACCCCAGGAUAUGUCCACGGUGGCUCGGGCCAGGGAAAGGAAUACACCAGAGUGUACCAGAGCCGGCAGGACUGCAUGAGUGAUGUGUAUAGGAAAGGACAAGAGGAAGACUCUAUAUACAGUGUUCCUCCCACUGGUUCAGGCACCAUGGUUAAUCCUCCACCUUUUGUUGUCAAUUCCAACUUCCAGCGCCAUGACUGGAUGCGCCGACGAUCAAAUCUACGCAAGGUGUCUCGAUCAAGCAGUGGAGAUGGGAGUUUGGUCAGAUCAAAUUCCGAGGAGUCUCUUCUAAACAAAUAUAAUGGGCUAGAAUAUGGCAUAUCCUUAGGGCCCAGUGGUGUGGGCAACAAGAGGCCUGCACAACACGGGAAGGGACGUGCUCCGCCACCACCUCCUGAUGAAGAUGAGGGUAUGGUUGGAGGGCGGGAGUCACCCAUUCGUAGAUCAAAAUCUGCUCACUACUUAACUGAACCUGCUCAUGAGGAGCGAAUGGGACGGUCCCCAGACAACACCCCGGCUGUGUCCCGAUCCUCCUCCCAUGAUGCCGUGUCCUGGCACCGCUCCAGGUCCACUCCCCAAAUACAUGAUGAGGCUGACCGAUCCUACGAUUCUUCCACUUUGAGUGAUGAUGAUUCAACACCACAUGUCUCAAGAUCAAAUUCAAGAGGAAAAGAAUAUGGUGGUGGUGGUCUGAAUACCUGGGAAGCUAUUUAUGGCAAUGAACACACACCAUCAGACUCUGGUGAAUCUCAUAACUCUCGUAACUCCUCCUUUAAGAGUGAGAGGACGGGAAGUAUGUGCACAGUGGUAUCUGCUGGCAGCACCUCCACUCUCGCCUCCAAUCCACCCUCCUAUGAGGAAGCUCUAACCCGGCGUUCCCUCAUGUAUCGUGGUGGACAGCAGCAAGGACCCGUGCAGGGUUCUCCUUCAGGAAGAGACGGCCAUUUCAAUGAAUAUGCCAUACGUGAAGAAAAGAUGAAGUCAGCAAGAGCCAAGCAACUGUAUGAAGAGUCUUUGAGAAUCUACCAAGAGGAGAACACAUACCCAAGUGAUUUAGUACGUGCCUCCCCAGCUCAAGCAGAAGACAGUGAUGAAUAUGAGCGACCACCACCACUACCACCCAAGUCUGAGCCCCCACCACUGCCUCCCAAGCAGCGGAGCAACCGUAGGGUGAGUGAUGGCCUGGGACGCCUCAAGCACCUGCCUCCUGUCCAUGUUGAAACUCAGGCUCGCAAAUCACGCUCAGUUUCUUCUUUACCCACGUCUUAUGGAUGUGAUCCACCCUACCAUAAAACCAUCAUUUACACAGAUGACAGUCCACCUUCCCUCCCUCCCAAAGAACGUACAGUGAUUGAAAUUGAGUCUGCUUACUCCCAAGUACCAGAGUCACGGGUAAGACAGACUACCAGCCGAGCAAUUUCGCCUCCCAGAGUAGAGAAGAAGAGCAUUGAGACACAGACAGAUGAUUAUGAUUUAGAGGAUGAAGUGAAGGAUGAAGGUAUUCAGACAUCAGGCUCCUGGGCACAGGAUUCACACGUGACCUCUGUGUCCGUCCCAGACACCAAUGCACACAAUGAGAAGCGUCGUGGGAGAGCAAGAAGGCGGGACUCUUCAGCAUCUCACCGCAGCAAGAGUGUGCCCUCCCGUGACUCUUGUCCUGUGCAGCACCCAGACUCUGAUGGUGGUGAGGAGGAAGACUGGGACUACCAUACCACUCCCUCUCUACAAGACUUCUCAGGCCAUGCUGCACUCCGGGACUUGCGCCAGUUGGACCCAGACAUAAGACAAGAAAUUAGUUGGUCAGUGUCACAGUUGAGAGCAAUAUUUGGAGAAACCUUGAAGGGUGCUAAGGUUCAUCCUCCUCCCUACCGGCCGCCACCCUCCGCCCACCGUGCCCCAAUUACCUCUUAUCACCUUGGGGCGGGAGACUCCUUUACCUCAAGAAAGUCACGUCCCCACUCUAACUACGGCGAAGAGUCUUACGUCUAGCGAAGAGUGCCCUCGGUCUCACCUUUGCCCACCGCGCUUGUUCACUCAGCGGCUGCACUAUCUGCCUUCAUUGCCGCCACUAACACAGCAGACUCUCUGUUAGAUUAUUCUUCUAACGUACUAAAUGCUCAAGACGAUAAGCUUUUGUAUGUAUCUGUAUCAUAAUUUGUAUAUUUUGUACAGAGUUAUCCUCUAAGUCAUUAGAAUAAGGCCUUAUACUAUUGUCACAUUGGAGAGAUUGAGCAAGAAAUGGAGUCUGACUACUGGCAGAUUUGCCACCUCUGCCUCUCUUUCUCCAGCCCACGUCACCAAACUUUUUUGUAAAAUAUUAUUACUAACUAUAUGUUUAUAUGUUGUUAAUAAAAUUGGAGAUAUAUGUGAA